This is a messenger RNA of Nymphaea colorata (pocket water lily), 953 nucleotides long. Its product is annotated as squamosa promoter-binding-like protein 1. The record is from RefSeq and is a predicted model, not a curated record. The coding region runs from base 304 to 756 and encodes 150 amino acids. The transcript has 2 exons. Lineage: Eukaryota; Viridiplantae; Streptophyta; Magnoliopsida; Nymphaeales; Nymphaeaceae.
AAGGCGCUUGUGGAGAGGAGGGAAUCGAAGGGGGCAGUACUUGCUAUCUCGUCGAUCGGAGGCUUCCCAGCUCGUCUUGUUUCCUGCAAUUCUUGUGGAGGUGAGAGGAAUAUCCAGCUAAACCGUUCGAUUGGUCCUAUUCGAUCUUCUCCGAGGUUUACGCUGGUUUAUUGUUGAUUCUUUCGGGACUUUGUAUGGAUUUGGGGUUUGGAGGAGGUAGGUUUUGCUGUUUCACUGUGGACAGGGGUUAGGGAAAUUUUCCGGGGAAUUUUUUUGGCGGGUGUUCUGGCGGCGGGUUCCCGGAUGGAGGCGGAGAUCGGUGGCGGGAGCGGCAGGUUCUGCGCGGGUGGCGUGCCGGGGUUUCUUGUGAAGGGAAAGGGUUUGGUGCAGAGCCGGGAGUGGGAGGUGGGCGAUUGGCGGUGGGACGGGGAUCUGUUCGUCGCUAGACCCUUGAGCGGGGUUCCGGCCGGUCGGCAGUUUUUGCCAGUGUCGGGCGGCGAGGGAUCCUCGGAAGGUUCGGAUGAGGGCAAGGGCGAGGUGGAGAAGCGGCGAAGGUUUCAGGAGGUGGAGGGAGGUGGAUUUCUGGCCUUGAAACUGGGGGAGCAACGCGAACGGGGUGGAUGGCAGGAACUGCAAGAGAUCGGAGGUGCAGGGAGGGGGAACGGGAACGUCUUCGUCGGCGGGACGGUCGGCAUGUCAGGGCAAAGGUUGCAGGGUCGAUCUCAGCAGCGCCAAGGACUACCAUCGUCGCCAUAAGGUCUGUGAGGUACACGUUAAAGCGAGCAUGGUGCGCGUUGGCGGGAUUGUGCAGAGGUUUUGUCAGCAGUGUAGCAGGUUCGGGCUUGGCCAGUUCCUUUUUGUUUCCCUUAAUCGAUUUCGAUUUGUAGGAAGGAGCACCUUAUAUCCUGUUACAUUGCAAUUACCAAACAGAAUCCGUCUCAACUUCUGAUCUA